AUGCCGCGCAUCGAGUUCGAGCCGAAGCUCGACUUCAAGGACGUGCUGCUUCGUCCGAAGCGUUCUACGCUCAAGAGCCGCGCCGAUGUCGACUUGGACCGGACUUACGAGUUCCGCAACUCGAAGGCCACCUACACUGGAGUGCCCGUCGUCGCUUCGAACAUGGACACUGUCGGAACUUUUGAAAUGGCGUCUGCUCUGAACAGCUACAAGAUGUUCACCACUAUCCACAAGCACUACUCGGUAAGAGCUUUUCAUAAUGUUCUAGUCAGUCUUUAUUUUUCAGGUGGAUGAGUGGAAGAACUUCGCCGCUUCUGCUGCUCCGGAGAUGUUCGAGAAUCUGGCCAUCUCUUCCGGAAUCUCUGACAACGACUGGACGAAGCUCAACCAAGUGGUGACGGAGCUCCCACAGCUCAAGUACAUCUGCCUUGACGUCGCCAACGGAUACUCUGAAUCCUUCGUCGACUUUAUCCGUCGGGUCCGUGAGGCGUACCCGAAACAUACGAUCAUGGCCGGAAACGUCGUCACCGGAGAGAUGGUCGAAGAGCUCAUUCUCUCAGGAGCCGACAUCGUGAAGGUUGGAAUCGGACCAGGAUCCGUGUGCACCACUCGUAAGAAGGCCGGAGUCGGAUACCCGCAACUGAGUGCCGUGCUCGAAUGCGCCGAUGCUGCCCACGGAUUGAAUGGACACGUGAUGUCGGACGGAGGAUGCACCAACCCCGGAGAUGUUGCCAAGGCAUUCGGAGCCGGAGCUGACUUCGUUAUGAUCGGAGGAUUAUUCGCUGGACACGAUCAGUCCGGAGGAGACCUGAUUGAGCAGAACGGAAAGGUUAGUGGCAUAGCACUCGGGGAAGGAGCCUAAUUUUAAAAUUUCCAGAAGUUCAAGCUUUUCUACGGAAUGAGCUCGGAUACGGCGAUGAAGAAGCAUCACGGAAGCGUUGCCGAGUACCGUGCCUCGGAAGGAAAGACGAUCACGAUUCCGUACCGUGGUGACGUCAACGGCACUGUCCAGGACGUGCUCGGAGGCAUUCGUUCCGCGUGCACCUACACCGGAUCGAAGCAUCUCAAGGAGCUCGCGAAACGUGCCACGUUCAUCCGAGUGACCCAGCAGACGAACGACAUGUACGUGCCUUUCGAGGUGCCAACGGCUCCAGCUGCUCCUAAGUAA
Messenger RNA from Caenorhabditis sp. 36 PRJEB53466, 1168 nucleotides. The record is from the annotation of a GenBank genome assembly. NCBI's taxonomy places the organism in Eukaryota, Metazoa, Nematoda, Chromadorea, Rhabditida, Rhabditidae.